Molecule: messenger RNA, 1644 nt
Organism: Phoenix dactylifera (date palm)
Lineage: Eukaryota; Viridiplantae; Streptophyta; Magnoliopsida; Arecales; Arecaceae
Source: RefSeq, a predicted model, not a curated record
GGGGCGAGAUGGGAUUAGGUGGAUGAAUUUUGUUCAUGAGGAUGACAUCGCAACAAUCUGAAACCUUGUUUGACUGGAAGGGAGGUAUGACCAGCCGUCAGGAAAAUAUAAGUAAUGGCUGCCGAGAGAAUUAGGCAGCACAAAAGAAGGAAAAAUGUCCCGGGCGUGCAAGGUGGCGGUGAUCGGAGCCGGAGUAUCGGGUCUGGUGGCGGGCCGGGAGCUUCUCCGGGAGGGCCACCAAGUGGUGGUGUUCGAGAAGGCGGACCGGGUGGGCGGGACCUGGGUGUACGACCCCCGGACCGACUCCGAUCCGGUCGGCCUGGACCCGUUCCGGCGGGUGGUCCAUGGGAGCCUCUACGCGUCGCUCCGCACCAACCUCCCCCGCCCGCUGAUGGGAUUCCGGGACUACCCAUUCCCGGACCCGUCGAAGACCCCUGGCGACCGGCGGGCGUUUCCGGGCCCCGAGGAGGUGCUCAGAUUUAUCGAGGCCUUCGCGCGGGACUCCGGGGUGCUCGAGGUGGUGCGGUUCCGGGCGGAGGUGGUGCGGGUGGCGAUGGGUCGGAGGAAUGACGAGUGGAUGGUGGAGUGGCAGACGGAGGCGGAGGCGGAGAAGAAGAAGGAGGAGUUCGAGGCCGUGGUGGUGUGUAAUGGGCACCACACCGAGUUCCGACGAUUGCAGGUGAGUGUAGGUAUUGAUAGAUGGCCUGGAAAGCAAGUACAUAGCCACAACUAUCGUGUUCCAGAACCAUUUCGAGACCAGAUUGUGGUUAUAAUUGGAAUGGGAGCCAGUGCCUGUGAUAUAUCUAAAGAAAUAUCAAAAGUGGCCAAAGAAGUUCACCUAGCAUCAAGAUCAACAGAUAUUGAAGCUGGAAAACUAGAUGGUCAUAUUAAUAUUUGGCAGCACUCAAUGGUAGACUCCGUUCACGAAGAUGGUAAGGUGGACUUUGUUGAUGGUUCAUCACUAAUUGCAGAUGCGAUCAUUUACUGCACAGGUUACAAGUACAACUUCCCCUUUCUAGAAAUGGAUGAUACUGUAAACAUCGACGACAACCGUGUCGGACCUCUGUAUAAGCAUGUUUUCCCUCCAAGGGUAGCCCCAUGGCUCUCUUUUGUGGGAUUACCUUAUAAGACCAUCAUUUUUCGAAUGUUAGAGUUACAGUCCAAAUGGAUAGCGCAAGUUCUGUCAAAUAAGAUUGCACUACCACCUGAAGAGGACAUGAUUACAUCUGUUAACAAUUUAUAUCUCCAAAUGGAAGAGACAGGGAAGCCGAAACACCAUACGCAUUCACUUGGUGCAGAUAAGGCUGAGUACAUGAAUUACCUUGCUGCUGAGGUUGGUGAACCACCCAUAGAGGAGUGGAGAUUCCAGAUGUAUGAUACAUUGCUCGAGAGAAUUUAUUCUCAUCAUGACGAUGGUGGGUAUCGAGACGAAUGGGAUGUUGACCAUUAGACAAAUCCAGCAACGGCAGUUACCUUUCAGAGGUUGUGCUAAUUUUAUGACGUUGAAUAUCUGUUCAAAUUACUUGUUGAAGUAAGGUGACAUAAGUUACCUACCACGUUCAACUAUCAAGAAGAGCGAGGAAAAGCAAAGAAAGUAGAUGAAAUUCAAUAAUUCAUACUUCAUGCCUUGAGACUAUUAAAUAA